Molecule: messenger RNA, 5621 nt
Organism: Marchantia polymorpha subsp. ruderalis
Lineage: Eukaryota; Viridiplantae; Streptophyta; Marchantiopsida; Marchantiales; Marchantiaceae
Source: the annotation of a GenBank genome assembly
CAGCAGCAGCAGCAGCUUGUGCGCUGCAACCCAUGGGCUGGGCCUGCCCGCCCGCCCUCGCGUCUGCUUGUGGACGUCGAGCGAGAGAGACCGAGACCGAGACCGAGACGGAGAGAGAUGAGAGGAGGAGAGAGCGGAGGAAUGGCGGAUGUGUUCGUGUGUGAAGUCCACAAUCUCGGGAGGACGGACGCACAGCGCUCGUGGGGGACUGGAGCGCAGGUCUGACCUGGAUUUGGCCUGGCUCGCUCGCUGGGCAGGCAGGCAGGCAGGCAGGCAGGCGGCUCCAGAAAGAGGGAGGCAGGAAGGGAGGGAGGGAGGACGAGAGAGAGAGAGAGAGAGAGAGAGAGAGAGAACCUGAAAAGUAAAAAUAGAAGAGCGGAACGAAUUUGCGAUCUGCUGUCUGUGGUGGUGUGAGGGCCUGGGCCACCGAGCGGUUUGUUUGUCUGUCUGUCUGUCUGUCUGUCUGAGUGCGUUUUCCCUUCAUGUCUCGGAGUUCCUAUCCCUCAGCGCGGGCUGGAAUUCGCUCUGCUGCCUUUUGUGGCUUUGCCGUUGGGGCCCCAGUCGGAGUCGGAGUGUCGCCGGGGAAAGCCCCAAGGAGCCCCAGGAUGAAGUUGAAUAGGAGGAUUAUGGUCUGUAAACAAGCAAUGCAUUUUGAUAAUAUCAACUCCGCCCACUCGAUUUCGAGCGCUUUCCUGUCGUGCAUGCAUGCUUGUCAUUCUGUCUGAGAGUCGAGUCCAAUUUCAGCUCCGUGGUGUGCCUCUCAUGGACUAUGGUUUCCAAUUCUUUUUCACUGCUGCCAUCUUUUAGUGGGUCUGGAUUGGCUCCCAUUUCUCCGCGGAGAGGCGCGAACGGCUCUGGGGAAAUUCAGGCUUUCUGUCCAGGAAGCGAAUUUCCUCGUGGAUUUUCGGCGAACCACUCGGUUGACGUCAAUGCAGAAAUUCGGAAAUCUCUCUCCAUCUCCAAGAGCUGCACAGUGUUUAGGUUGAUUUCCGUCGGGGGAACACUAGAAUCGGUCGGCAGCGUGCAGGGCAUUUGUAGAAUUCUCCGUGCCCUCCCCCACCCCCCUCGCGCCACGCUACGUAAAUUGUGAGUGUUUGUUGCAGUCAAAGAUUGUAAAUUUCAUUCGUUAACAUGUCUUGUUGCGGUUGAUACCAUAACUUCCUCCGUAGACGAUUAUUCCCAGUCUUCUCCACACCUUUUCAUCUUGGCCAGCCUUUCGGUGGAGCUCGAGCGCUGGUGAGGCCUUUUUUCAUCGGCGCCCUGCCUGCAUGACCCCUUCCACUAGGCCUCAGCGACACAAGCAAAGAAGUGCGUUCUAGAACGCAUUCGGAUGGAUGUAUGUCAACUUCGCACCUGGUGGACUAGUCCUUUGCAGCAAUUUUUGGAAGAAUAGUCAACGGAUCAGUUGUUUCGACUCCGGAGAAUGGUAUCUACUGCGGAGACCGUGUGCUGAACUCUCCAGCAAAAUUCGUCUCGUUCGAAACCCCAGUUGGAACCUGCGAGUUCCCCUUGCUUCGAGCAUUGUCGAAGUCCGCCGAGAUCUUUCAAAGGCAGUCGAUUCAGGUGGACGUAUCCGUCGACUAAACCGAUGAUGAGCGGAACAAGGUUGAGGAUGGCGAUUUGAAUUUUUGUCGAGAUCAUGGAGUACAGAUCCGGCCUUGUAUGAAUCGUGAUCCACGUUAUUUGGUUUUGAUUAAACUUCUUCAAUGUCCUGUGUGGACGUGAUCUUCUGGACGAAAUUUGCAGUGAUAGCGCUAGCCACUUUUAGCUCAUCAGCUACGAGGUGGCACCUCACGGCAGAUUGCAACAAGAUGUAAUCAAUUCGUCCAUUGUUAAUCAGAGGAGAUAGAAAGAAAGCUGAAGGGGUGUUCUCGGAAAGUGAACAGCCGCUGUGAUCUGCUGAAGUGAGUCACUGAUGCAGCUCACAGUGUGCUAUUGGCAUGAUGAUGUUUUCUAAUUUGACAGUGAUGUACCAAGGACACAUAGUACUCCUUAGAGAAACAAACGAAGGGUGCGGAACAAUUGCUGAGUACGCCUGUUGAGUUAAGGCGUAUGAUAUCAGCUUGAUUUGAACAGAAACGCUGAAAUCACUGCCUUCGUUUGGCAUCUUCAUCGCAACCGCGCUUUGUGGCAUCCGCCAGAGCAUCAUUGAUCUCUCUCAUAAUGGUUCACAUAACAGAAAUGCGCAUACCGCUGCCAAUUACAGUCGAGGAAUUCAAGAGAGGCCAACGAUACGGAAACUGGAAGACCAAUGAGGCGAACACAACCGAGGGCCAAGGGGGGCAGCUGGUUUCAACGUCACCUUACGUCAGUGAGGUGUACGGGGAGGGCAUUUUCACACACAGCCUCUAUAGGCUUGGAGACCGUCUACCUGAUUGGGUGACAAAGCUGGUCCCUUCAAGUGCCCUAGUGAUCGAUGAGAAAACAUGGAUGGCAUACCCACACAUUCGUUCUGUACUUACGGUUCCAUUCUUUCACAAGCUGAAAAUAGAGAUGAUUACCCUGCAUGAGAAUGAUGAUGGUUCAACGGAGAACAUUCAUGGGCUUAGUGAAGCCGAAUUAGCGAUUCGGAAAGUCGAUAUGGUGGACAUUGCUAUGGACAAGGUCGCCAAAAGAGAUUAUCAGGAAAAGCUUGAUCCUCAGCUUUUUAGCUCCACUAAAACUGGAUUAGGACCACUUCGAAGUGGUUGGCAGAAUAAUGCAGAGAAUAUGAUGUGUGCAUACAAGCUGGUGAGAGUGGAGGCCAAUUAUUGGGGAGUACAGAAUCGACUGGAGAAACUCAUGCUCAAUGGGGUUCGGCAGAUUAUUCUGCUCACCCAUCGAAAUGCCUUUUGCUACAUCGAUGAAUGGUAUGAUCUCACUUAUGACGAGAUAUGUGCACGGGAAGAAGAGGGCAGGAAAAGGCUGAAAGAAGUUGUCAAGCAACCUCCUAUCAUUGAUCCAAACACAGGAAUGGAAUUUGUCAUCGAGACAGAUGACGAAUACGUGAAGGCCACUGAUGAAAGUGAAAACAGCGAUGCGGAUGUGGAAUUCUUUGAAGCAACGAUGGAGUGGGUAACCCAGGAAGCCGAAGAGUUUGGUGACAGCCUCACAACCGAAGUAUCCAGGGAACCUCCCAGCUUGCAGAUUAUAACUGCAUCCGACAGCUGUGCAGUAUGCCAAGCAAGGACCAAUACGUGCAAAAUGGCAGAUAUUUUAUGUCAAACUUGCAACGAAUAUUUCUGCCAGGAUUGUUUUACCGAGUUUCAUGUUACCCCUCGCCUGCGGCAGCAUGCGAGACGAUAUGCUACCGUUUCAAGUCCUCCAACCUUACCACCAAGUCCCUUUCCCAAGACACCAAUUACAUCAAUUUUAGAAGAAAGAGAUGUGGAGGACGACUCAAUAUGUUCUCAGGCGAGUGCAGCAGCGGUAACAAAACAGGUUACAGAGCAGACAUCGAGAUCACAAUUAAGCAGGAUGAAUAGCAGAGCCUCACAUAAUCGGGGUCCGUCGUGGUUGGAGGAGCUCAAUAGUUCCUUCGAAGACAUCCACGUAGCAUCAGCACCUCUAUCUAAAGUGAGGAGUAAAUCAAGCUACAGAAUACUGAAUUCUUUGCCGGAUUAUUCAUUGGAGAAUAGCCAGGAGUUUACAACGAUUCCCAUGAAAUUGGUGGGUGGAUUUACACAUGGAUCAGCUCGGAGAAAGUUGAGCGUUCGUCCGAAUGAACUGUCAGAGGAGAUGGUCCGUUCAAUUUCGUUGCUCUACCACCGGUAUGCAGAGACUCAGUCAUACUCUGCUCCUGCCAUCACCUCAAGGCAGUGUCUACCGUAUGUCAGGAGAAGGAGUCGGAGUUUCUCGUCUGCUGUGGAUGUGCAAGAGUCUGAAGAUAAUCUUCACAGCUGCAUGGACCAACGUGUGCAUGAUCCAUACGGUAUGCGAGAGUCAUGGGAUAUCGGUAAUUACUCAAGAUGUGUUGAGGUUAACUUUGCACCUGAAGAGGAGAAAUUGAAAGAAUACGAGGCUAUCUAUAGACAUUUCAGGGGUCUCGUGGAAAGCCUGCAGCACGUCGAUCCUCGUGACAUGGCCCAUGAACAGCGUCUGGCAUUCUGGAUAAACGUGUACAACACUCUCAUGAUGCAUGCGUAUAUGGUGCGUGGAAUACCAUGGAGCCACUACAAGCGGAUUACUAUUAUGCAUAAGUCAGCGUACAUCGUUGGGGGACAUCUUUUCAGCGCUCUGGCCAUCGAGCACGCUAUAUUGCGCGCUUGCUCGUAUCGGCCUGCUUUGGCCAGCCUCCUACCGGUCCAAAAGUACAAAAAACACGACGCUCGUCAAGCUUACGCUCUCGAUCGUCCUGAACCUCUCGUCAGCUUUGCUCUCUGCUGCGGUAGUCAUUCUUCACCCAUGGUCAGAACGUACACGGCGAAACACGUUCGCACAGAGCUGCAGGAGGCGUGCAGAGACUACCUGUCGGCGCACAUCGGGUUCACUCGGCACAGGAGGGUCAUAAUUCCGAAGAUUCUGCAGUGGUACGCCCGAGACUUCUCGCACAGCGCCAAAUCACUGCUCGAGUGGGUGGCCGUGCAGCUGCCGGUCGACAAACGCGCGGUGGUGGAAGAGUGCCUCGAGAAGAAGAAAGGCAAGAAAAGGCUGGCAGUUGUAACGUAUAAUUGGAGUUUCAGGUACCUUUUUGAGAAGAUCGCGCCCGCGGGCACUUGUUCCAUAUAAUUGGACGUCUAAUAGGUAACUCUUCUGACGAUGCGUAGAUCGUCGGAAGCAUAAUUUUUGGUAUCUGUGUAUGAUAAGGAAAAGCCAUGACUGACGAUUGAAAUAUCUGCUCCCAGGGGCCCCGGCCGCGUGUCGGGCCUCGGAGCUUUAUUUAUUGUUAGAAUCAAAAGUUAGGAAGAAAUUCUUCGAUCAUCAUCGACAUAUCAUCAAUCUGCCAGGUUCCACUUCAAUCGAAACGUCACAUGCGCCGUACAGCAGAAGGUACACGGCAUCUCUGCAAUUCUUAUCGGCACUGUCACCCUCGAGGGGAGACGAUGUGCCUCCCACACUCAUAUAUGCUUUUGCCCGUUCCCUCCGCGAGGCUGAUCGGUCAGUGUCCCCAUUGGACUUAAAGAGGAUAAAGAGAAUUUUCUGGCUCCAUCUCAUUUUGUCACGGACCAGGUUUGUGCUUUAUCUUUUGUUCAUGAAUGUUUGCUUGCUUUUUAGACUAUUACGCUCACGUAGGUUCUGAGCAGCGGGAGAGUUUGUGUUCUUUUGGUGUGGUUUUCAUCACCAUCUGGAAACGAAAAGCUGGCUCAUCCUCGGACCAGUACGCAACCUUGUUCAUGUUCAUAUUACUCUUCCUAUUCACAAUUUGGAGGCAGUACAGUCUGUUCCUUGUGCGGCUCGACAAUCACUUCAAUUGUUCGCGCUAUCUGUUGAUAAGUACUGUGUUAAUUGUGGACAAUGGCCGUGCUUGGAGACUUGUACAUUCUGAUACAUUCUUAGGGCUUCAGUACCGAUCUUUGUAACAGUGCAGACUGUAUGGCAUUCGAGUUCGCAAUAAGUGUAGGCAGCAAAACGAUGGAAGAACUCGGAGCGAUGAAUUCAAUCCUUUAACAUGUGCUAUGCUCCAGUAACAUCAUAAUAUGGUA